Molecule: messenger RNA, 1695 nt
Organism: Rotaria sp. Silwood1
Lineage: Eukaryota; Metazoa; Rotifera; Eurotatoria; Philodinida; Philodinidae
Source: the annotation of a GenBank genome assembly
GUUACUAUAAUGCAAUACAAAAAAUAUCGGACUCCAUUUCGUAGAUUCCUAUUUCUUCUUCUUUAAAUACUGAAGAUAAAGAAGGUCAGCCGCUGAAAACAGUGUACUUUGAAUGUCCGAGGACAAGCGCAUGGACGUUUAUUAUCAUAUUAUUCUAAAAUAAAAUUAUGAAAUGGCGUAAUUACAUGUUUACCACGUAUAUAAAAAAGGUGAAGAAACUGAUAUUCUCUCAUUCUUUUUUUCUCCUUGUGAUCUAUAAACUUUCCAAUUUAUAUUUGGUCAUUAUGGUCUAUCUUUAGCGUAACAUAGAUGAUAACGAAGCAUCACAUUAAAAUAACGAGCAACACCUUUUUUUUUCUUAAGUCCAUCUCUAUUAAAUAGGAAUGAAGACAGCUCUUUUGGAUAUUUAUUUUUCAAUUCAGAUCAUUAGAUUCCACCAACGGAAAAUGAUAAUAAUUCCUGUGAAUACAAAUACAAUAUAUGUAGGCAUGAUUGAGGGUAAGUAACAAUGCUCCAAUUUGAUAUAAUCUUUAUUCUUUGAAUUUCAGAUGGAUGGCUAGAAUCGAAAUUCGAUACCAUUUAUCCAUUAGAGUUAAUCGUUCCAUGGAGGUCAGCAAAGCUCUAACCAUUUUUUGGACUAUUUUGAUGUUCACCGGUAUUGGAGCUAUAAUUUCCAUCAUUGAUUUGUUUCGAAUGAAGUCAAAGCGGAUGGAACGAUUGAAAGAAGCGAUUGCUGAAGAAUCGGCGAAAUAUUCUUCGAGGUCGUCAAUACCCUGCCGUUGAAGAUUAGAUUUUACCAAAUAUUUGGUUCCAGGACGUACUCCUCUGAUAGUUUUUCAUGUAAGCACUAUUGUAUCUUUACUAUAAGUAAUGCGAUGUGAACCUUACUGCUCAACAAGAGAAAUUGCCUUGUGUAGUAUUUGUUUCUAUUAACAAACUUUUAUUUAUGGUCACAAAGUAAAAAUUUCAAUUGGUUCUGUGAUGAAUACAGCCAAAACUAUACCCGUGUUUUGGUUUUGAGUGUGUCUUCUCUAUUUCCACAUCUACAUCUCCGAAAAUCUAAUUCAAUACAGGUUAGGUGGUGAAAGCAUCGAAUCGGCUCAAAUUGGAGUUUGAAAUACUUACUCAAAUACGUAAGGUCUCAUGUAUUUUAUAAUCUACUCGCUUCCAUUCAACGUGAAGAUACAUAUAAUUUGAUUAGGCGUCCUUUUAUGAACGAAUAUUAUUCACCCACUGUAUGACUCUUCUUCCAGUAUAACGAAUAUUUUCAACAAUAAAAUAAUAAAAUGAGUUCUUCAUUUCACAUCUUAUCUGUCUCUAUGUUGUACAUAAGUUUUAAUGGAUCCCAGUAAUUGUUAAAUAUAAAAUGAACAGCCUAGUACACAGUUUAGUUUGCUGUAAUAUUUUCUUAAAAAAUGAUUCCUAUAAGUUAUUAAAAAUUCAUAAAAUUCAUUAUUUUAACAUUUAUUUCAGCUAGCAAUAGAUAUUGAUUAUGAUGCUGCGACCACAAAUGAAAAUGAAAUGCGUUCUUCAAAUCAAGUUAAUUCUGAGCCAGCAGCACUUUCUGAACGACAAAACAAUGAUGCACCUCCACCAUAUUCUCCUCAAUCUGCAGGAUUUUGUUCUCAAUAUGGCAAAGCGCGACAAGAUGUUACAGCUAAAUUUUGUUCAUCAUGUGGACGGGCAUUUAAUUAA